Messenger RNA from Cottoperca gobio, 1133 nucleotides. It is a transcript of the gene mafb, whose product is annotated as MAF bZIP transcription factor b. The record is from RefSeq and is a predicted model, not a curated record. The transcript is spliced from 3 exons. Gene Ontology annotation, cellular component: nucleus. Gene Ontology annotation, molecular function: RNA polymerase II cis-regulatory region sequence-specific DNA binding; DNA-binding transcription factor activity, RNA polymerase II-specific. The coding region runs from base 1 to 1005 and encodes 334 amino acids. Gene Ontology annotation, biological process: regulation of transcription by RNA polymerase II. Lineage: Eukaryota; Metazoa; Chordata; Actinopteri; Perciformes; Bovichtidae.
AUGGCAUCAGAGCUGGCAAUGAGCAACUCCGACCUGCCCACCAGUCCCCUGGCCAUGGAAUAUGUUAAUGACUUCGAUCUGAUGAAGUUUGAAGUGAAAAAGGAGCCGGUGGAGCCCGAUCGCAGCAUCAGCCAGUGCAGCCGCCUGGUCGCCGGGGGAUCCCUAUCUUCCACCCCGAUGAGCACGCCUUGCAGCUCGGUUCCCCCCUCGCCAAGCUUCUCGGCGCCCAGUCCGGGAUCAGGGAGCGAACAGAAGGCACACUUGGAGGAUUUCUACUGGAUGACCGGGUACCAACAGCAGUUGAACCCCGAGGCUCUGGGUUUUAGCCCGGAGGACGCCGUAGAGGCACUCAUCAGCAGCAGUCACCAGCUCCAGACCUUCGAUGGCUAUGCCAGGGGGCAGCAGUUUGGCGGCGCAGCCGGGACAGGAGGCGCCAUGGCCGGGGAGGAGAUGGGAUCAGCGGCCGCCGUGGUAUCCGCAGUUAUCGCUGCAGCCGCAGCUCAGAACGGGAAUCCCCACCACCACCACCACCAUCACCACCACCAUCACCCAGGGGCACACCAUCCCUCCUCCGGGUCUCAAUCCAGCGGCAGCGUGGGGGGAAACCACCAGCACCUGCGCUUGGAUGACCGGUUCUCGGACGAGCAGCUGGUGACCAUGUCGGUGCGGGAAUUGAACCGGCAGCUCCGGGGGGUCAGCAAGGAAGAGGUGAUCCGUCUGAAACAGAAGAGGAGGACGCUAAAGAACAGAGGCUAUGCCCAGUCGUGCCGGUACAAGCGGGUCCAGCAGCGGCACGUCUUGGAGGGAGAGAAGACGCAACUCAUUCAGCAGGUGGACCACCUCAAGCAGGAGAUCUCCCGGCUGGCCAGGGAGAGGGACGCCUACAAGGAGAAAUACGAGAAGCUGAUCAGCACCGGCUUCAGAGAAAACGGAGGAUCCAGCAGCGACAACAACCCAUCAUCUCCGGAGUUUUUCAUGACGUCAAGAAAAUUCCUCCAUCUGUGAUAGAGAGCUGUGACUUCUCCGUCCCACUACCCUAGAGUCUAAGAUAUCAUGACACUGGAAUGCUGAUGUUUCAAGAGCAACCUACGGCACCCCGACUGCCAUAAAGCACAAUGUCUCAAAAGCGUCCC